Trichomonas vaginalis G3 is the source of this 471-nucleotide messenger RNA. RefSeq names its product protein of unknown function, DUF4106 family. The record is from RefSeq and is a predicted model, not a curated record. NCBI's taxonomy places the organism in Eukaryota, Parabasalia, Trichomonadida, Trichomonadidae. Bases 1 to 471 code for a protein of 156 amino acids. The transcript has a single exon.
AUGUUAGUAUUGAAAAACAUGUUCCUUGACAAAAUAAAACCAACUACAGAAAUAAACGACGCAAGACUGAAAGAUUGGGUAAAAGCUUUCCCAUUCACAAAAGAUAUAGUUGGUAACAUGGAAAGAAAACCAGAAUGGCUACAAAAACAUAUAUUUGGAAACGAGCUUAUUCCAUAUGGACAGGCACUGUUUGAAGAGCUUGAACCGGAAACUCAGGAAAGAGUCAUGCAAACAAUACGCGAAGACUCAAAUACAAACUAUGACAAACUCUUUCUAGGAUAUAGGUUACCUGAGAUGGGCGACCAGAGCCAAAAGGCAAAAAGGACAUGGGAAAUUUGCAACAUACUAGAUGAACAUAAUGCAAAGAUGCAACAACUUCAAGCAGAGGGCAAUGAAGGAAAAAGAAGAGUUAAAAACUCAGUCAGGAAGAAAGUAAAGCUUGGUCCACGUGGGUUCUAUUAUGACAUAUAA